GGUUUUAUUAUAUGAAGUCGUUUUUUCUCUUCUCUUGUCUUGUCGGCAAUCAGUGGAAGCGUAGUAUUAGAAUUUUUGAUAAAUAUUAAAUUGACUGAUAUUUAGCGAUAAUCAAGAUGAAGAAAGUAAUAUUUGUAUGUUUGUUAUCACUGUCCGUGUGUCUCAGCGCACCUAACCAGCCACAGGAAACGGCUCCGGCAUCGGCACCUCCUUCCGCUGCUCCGGUUGCUACCGGCACAGAUGCGAACGCUGCACCGAAACCAGAGCACCCUGUAGCUACGACGAAUGGAACCGCGCCUAAGCCGGCCGCAACAGUGCCGGCACAGAAUACUCCGGCUACUAACAGUACACAACCCGCUCCAGCGUCAAAUGACACGUCUUCAAAGACCACUACCAAUGAGACUAAACCGUCUGAGAAGUCUAAUACGACAGACGCUAAACCCAAUACGGACCCCGCAGUGAAGCCCACUGAGAAAGUACCAGAACCAGCUAAAGACAAAACAGAAAACAAGACAGUAGUCCCUGUUGCUCCCACCAACAACGGUACUAACGCAGACAGCAAGGAUGGAAAGAAGAAUGAAACUACGACUACACCAAAGGCUGACAAUGUUAGCCCCACUGUUGCACCCACAGUCCAGACUAAGACUAGAGCAUUCGACGGGCCCAGCUUCAUUGGAGGCAUCAUUUUGACUCUUGGGCUCCUAGCCAUCGGCUUCAUGGGCUUCAAGUACUACAAGAACCAAACCGAAAGAAACUACCAUACUCUCUAAAUACUAAGUUCUCACUCUAUUGUAAGUGCACCAAACUAUGUAUAAGAUUUAUAAUUUUAUAAAUUGAAUAUUAUUUUUCUCAAACUUUUCAUCUUUCGAGUGCACAUUAGUAAAAUACAGGUAUACUUAUUAUACAUUUCCUUGUAAAUUUUGUUUAUUAUCUCAAUAUUUUGACGUAACUUAGCUUUUCCGAAUUUAUAAAUUAGGGUGAUGUCUUACGGGCGUCCGUCUAGCCACUAAAUCUACGCUGAACGAACGGUAGGGUAUAAUAUACCUAGGUGGUUGGUCGUUAGGUAUAAUUUACGAUUCGAAUUAUAAAUUUGUUCUUAUUAAAUAGUGUAAGGUUUGUAACUUCUAGUAGAUUGUUUGGCAUUUAUUUUUCUAUGUUGCAUGCUUCAUUUUAAGUAAGCAAGUAUGUAUCUAUAAUUUUAAUCCGCCAGGUUAUGUUAUGAUUAUGACAUUCGUAUAUUAUAUGAAAAUAUGUGAUUUGUACAUUUGGAAUAUAUAAAUGUUUAUAUACUGAAUUUUAAAUGAUUAUAAAAAUAUAUGAAACCCGAAAUGAGCCACUAAUUAUCGUACUAUUUCAUCUUAGAGUGCAAUUUAGUUGUAGUAUUGAUGUCCUUUUUCUUGUAACUGUGCCAUGUUUCGGAUUUCGAUGUGGAACACUGCAUUUGGUAAAAAAUAUACAGCUUCGUACACACUAUAUUUCAAAGAUGUAGCUAUUAAGUAUAUUUAUUAAUGUUAAGUGUUAUUGUAAGGAAACGCAAUGUGAUGAUGAAAAUAAGGGUCUAAAGUAGUACCUAUCUUGGUUUGGCAUAAUUAAGUUUACUGAAUCUCUGUUGUACUCGACUAAUUCAAUUAUCUCGUUCUCGUUACUAAACUCUUUAGAGAAUCUCAAAAUUCCACUAACGACUAACUAUAGAAACUUUUUUGUGCCAAACCAUAACAAAUUCUGUAUAUUUUGUUUUUUAUUUGUGAUUUUAACACGCUAUUUGUAAACUGGGGAAAGUUGAUUCCAUCCUAAAGUGCUCUUAAAUCUGAACUAUUUAUGAAUAGUUAUUCGAAAGGUUUACACGCCACUAUGAAAAUUCUGUCUAUCUUACUGCUACAUUCAUGUCUGUCAAUGGUUAUGUUGAAUAAAUAAAGGUAUACAUAAA
Molecule: messenger RNA, 1927 nt
Organism: Spodoptera litura
Lineage: Eukaryota; Metazoa; Arthropoda; Insecta; Lepidoptera; Noctuidae
Cellular component (GO): cytoplasmic vesicle
Source: RefSeq, a predicted model, not a curated record